This is a messenger RNA of Xylaria bambusicola, 4708 nucleotides long. RefSeq names its product exoribonuclease 1. The transcript is spliced from 3 exons. Gene Ontology annotation, biological process: nuclear-transcribed mRNA catabolic process; rRNA catabolic process. Gene Ontology annotation, molecular function: RNA binding; 5'-3' RNA exonuclease activity. NCBI's taxonomy places the organism in Eukaryota, Fungi, Ascomycota, Sordariomycetes, Xylariales, Xylariaceae. Bases 153 to 4316 code for a protein of 1387 amino acids. The record is from RefSeq and is a predicted model, not a curated record. Gene Ontology annotation, cellular component: nucleus.
UGUUCCCUAUCUCCCAUAUACGAAUCUCUAAUUGUUGACUGACCCCCCAUAGCGUUCCUAAAUUCUUCAGAUGGCUCUCCGAGCGCUAUCCCGCCAUAUCUCAGCUCAUUGCCGAGAAUCGAAUACCUGAAUUCGACAAUCUAUAUUUGGACAUGAACGGCAUCAUUCACAACUGUACUCACAAGGACUCUUCGGAUGCCUCCUUUCGACUUAGCGAGGAUGAGAUGUUCAUCCGUAUAUUCAACUAUAUCGAACAUCUUUUUGGGAAGAUCAAACCAAAAAAACUCUUCUUCAUGGCGAUCGACGGUGUUGCCCCUAGAGCUAAGAUGAAUCAACAAAGAGCCCGCCGAUUCCGUACCGCUCUAGAUGCUGAGCAGGCUCGUGAAAAGGCCAUCCGCGAAGGCCAGGAGCUACCUAAGGAAGACCCCUUUGACAGCAACUGCAUCACUCCUGGUACUGAAUUCAUGGCGAAGCUCACCCGCCAGCUGAAAUACUUCAUCAACAAAAAGAUAUCCGAAGAUUCGGACUGGCAGGGCUGUGAUAUCGUUCUAUCAGGCCACGAGGUCCCUGGCGAGGGCGAGCACAAGAUCAUGGAAUACAUAAGAAAUGCCAAAGCACAACCCGAUUAUCACCCUAAUGUUCGUCAUUGCCUUUACGGUCUCGACGCCGAUCUCAUUAUGCUCGGUCUCCUCAGCCAUGAUCCGCAUUUCUGUCUCCUCCGAGAAGAGGUUACUUUUGGCCGCGCGUCGAAGACCAAGUCAAAAGAGUUGGAGCACCAGAAUUUUUAUCUCCUACAUCUUUGCAUCGUUCGCGAAUAUCUCGAAUUAGAAUUCCAGGAAUUGAAAAAAGAUGGCGCUUUGAAGAUGCCUUUUGAUAUGGAAAGAAUUAUAGAUGAUUUUAUCCUCAUGGCCUUCUUUGUUGGAAACGACUUUCUUCCAAAUCUUCCAUACCUUCACAUCAACGAAGGUGCAUUAGCAACUAUGUUUCGUAUCUAUAAACAGGUCCUUCCACAGUGUGAGGGGUAUAUCAACGAGGAGGGUGUAAUCAACCUGGCUCGACUAAAGUUACUAUUAGACGAACUGUCCAGGGAAGAAUACCGACACUUUGAGCACGAAUACUCUGACUCAAAGUGGCUUAGGAGCAAACAAGCGGCAGACACGAAUGGGCAUGAUUCUACGAAAAUGAAGGGAAAACUAGUGAUGGCAAGCUCGCAGAAAGAACUUUGGAAACAGAUCCGCAAGUUCGUAACCAAGCGAUCCCAAGGUUCACUAAACUUAGGUCAUCAUCUGAUCGCUGCGGAUCGCAAAUUUGUGCAGGAUGCUGCAGAGAACUUGCAUAUAGAGUGGCAUACUAUUCAAAACGAUGAUGGUCAAAGAGACAUAAUCUUAGAAUAUCCCUCUAAGGCCAGAGUGCCUGAUGGGGACGAUGGGGACGAAGACGACGAAGACGAAAACGAGGAGGGGCACCUCGCACUGCUUCGGGUGGUGAAGCGUUAUGACAACGCCCAGGUCGUUGACUUAUCGGCGGAAGAAGCCCGAGCGACUCUACAGCGUAAAUACGACGAAAAGUUUGCGGAAUGGAAGGAUUCAUACUAUGAGGAAAAGUUCCAUUGGCCAGCUGAGGUUAAAGGAUCGGAAUUGGUGAAGCUAAGCGAGAAUUACGUUCAGGGAUUGCAGUGGGUUUUAUACUAUUACUAUCGCGGGGUGGCAUCAUGGCCUUGGUACUAUAAAUAUCAUUAUUCUCCCAUGACUUCAGACAUUUCGAAGGGGUUCAAUGCGGAUCUCAACUUCAAACUUGGGCAGCCCUUUCGACCAUUUGAGCAAUUAAUGGGAGUUCUGCCUGACAGAAGCAAGAAAAUCGUACCAUCUGUGUACCAUGAACUCAUGACCAACCUUGAUUCUCCGAUAAUCGACUUCUAUCCACGAGAUUUUGAAUUGGACAUGAACGGGAAGAAGAUGGAAUGGGAAGCCGUUGUUAAAAUUCCCUUCAUUCAAGAGAGUCGACUCCUCUCUGCCAUGGCCCCUUGCAACGAUCUUCUUUCCCAAGAGGAAAAGGCCAGAAAUGAUUUUGGCGUUUCUCUCAAAUUUACUUACGACCCAGGCGUAAAUUUCACAUACCCUUCAUCCAUGGUUGGCAUUUUCCCAGAUAUUCCGAAUUGUCGGUGUGUCGAGAAUAUUUUUGACCUUCCUGUGGCCGAGGGUCUGGACCUAUAUGUCGGCCUUGUGGAUGGAGCAAAAACAGGGGCAGCCGCAUUGGCUGGAUUCCCAAGCCUCGCCACACUUCCGUACAACGCAAUGCUUGGGUUUCAUGGUGUCAAUGUCUUCCAACAGGAAAGUCGCAACGAGAGUAUGGUGGUCACAUUAUCCAAUACGGAUGCACGAUCCAGGAUAGAUCUAGCAAAAGUUAAACUAGGUCUGAUAUGUCAUGUCGGCUAUCCCUUUUUACAGGAAGCGAGAAUUAUUCGCGUCUCCGAUGAGUUGUUUGAUUAUACUCUCGAUUCAAAUAACUCGGGGCAGGUUAUCGAACAUCACCACUCGGGCAGAGACAUUGAAGAGUGGAACAAGAAGGCUACGCGCAUUGAGAAUUUCUACAGCAAACGGCUAGGGAUCAUCACUGGCCCUGUUGAAUCUCUCGUUCACGUUGAGAUGCUAAGAGGGCUUGCGAAGACAGACGACGGCGCGACCAUUAAGGCUUAUGGUACCAUACCCGGCAUGGAAACCGACUAUGCGCUGCAGGUUAUUGUUGAUGAGGUUAUCAGUCCCGAUGAGAGAUUCAUUGAGCGAGCUGCUGUUCCUAUCGAGGAGGAGUUUCCAGUAGGAACUCACGCUUUCUUCCUAGGUGAAUUCGCUUAUGGACGCCCCCUAGAAGUCACCGGGCAUGCGGACAAUAAGGCCGCCAUUGUCGUAUCGGUCAUUGGUAAAGAACCAGAAUUCGCUCGGCAGAUCAUCAAUCGCGCAGAGCAUCAAAGCGGCUACAAGCCAUCUUUUGCUGUGGCCAAAGACCUUGGUCUUCACCCUCUGGUCCUGAGUAAGAUCACAUCUUCUUUCUACGUUUACACUGUAGGUGGCAACAUGAAAGUUAAUUUGGGGCUGAACCUCAAAUUUGAAGGAAAAAAGCAGAAGGUGUUAGGUUACUCCCGGAAGUCAAACUCCGGUUGGGAAUUCAGCCCUUCAGCAAUCGUCCUGCUUGUACAAUAUAUGACCCAGUUCCCUGACUUCUUUGCUGCUAUUUUACGGAAUCCAUCAGGGAGCGAGUUAAGUGACACGGAUCUAUGGUCAGACCCCGACGUCGCGAGCGCGAGGGUCAAAGAAAUUGGCGCCUGGCUUAAGACGAUUGAGACAAGCAAGUUUGAGCGAGUACCACUCGAUGCUCAACAACUAGAUUCAGAAGUCGUAAUGGAACUUCAGAAAGCAUCUGAUGCCCUAAGGGAUUCCGAUGUCAAGACCAACCGUAAGAAGAUGACGGGUGUUCCUCGAUCCGCUCUGCUUCAUCCUAAGGAUUCAGAACAGAGACUUGGUCACCAGACAUUUAAGCUCGGCGAUCGGGCUGUUUACGUACAGGCCUCAGGCAAAGUUCCCAUCGCUGCCAGAGGAACAAUUAUCGGUGUCAGUACAGUGGGCAACCACCACAUGCUUGACAUCCUCUGGGACAAUGCUUUCAUGAACGGCACGACCCUCAACGGUCGCUGUGAACCAUUUCGCGGGCAAACAGUUUCGGCCAACUCGGUACUUAAUGUGUCUCAGAAACAAUUGAUUAUCGACUCCAAAUCCAGCAUGGAAAGACGGCCUACACAGGCUCCUCUGGCAGCAAACGGAUAUGGUGCAUCGACUGGUCAUCAACUCCGUGACGCUACCACUCCUAGGCCUCUUCAGGGUAGCUGGCGCGGGGCCGUCAGCAGCGGUAACCGCCACGUCCCUAACGGGCGAGGCAGCCCAUCACAGCGUGGUCCCAGAAAUUCUGUGCCUCAUCUCCAGCACAGCAGCCUCGUAUACAGACCACACCCAGAUGGACAUAAACCAAUUACCAACGGACAACAUGCUCAGGCCCACAAUGGUGCGCAAGGGGGCCGGGCCAGUCGGGGUGGCCGUGGUGGUAGAGGCAUGAGAGGUGGAGGGGCCAGUAGAACCGAACCGUUUGUUCAAAACACAUCAGCAUCCAUGACAGCACAAUUCUCCACGGUCUCUUCCAGUGAUGGUCAGGUUCCGCAGUCCUACAACGCCGUACCACCACCUGCAGGACUUCAUUCCCGCAGUGGCGGGCGCGGUCGGGCUCGUGGCCGCGGACAAGGAAGGGGUCGCGGGCGUGGCAACGAAUGAGAUGGCAUAUGCCUGCAGUGUGCCUGGUGAAUGGGGCUAAUAAGCAGUAUGGUGUGACCUCGGCCUUCCCACCUGUUUAAACGCAGAGGGUAGGCUUCUGAGGGGUUAACAAACAACAUCAGCGCCCCGAAUGUGCGAGCUUGACGCCGUCUACAAUAUGUCCCAGUACUUCGCUUUUUCAUAACAUCAGAUUAGCAAGAUUCACGUGCCGCUUCGAAGAUGUAUAGCACGGUAUUCAUGUCGUUGUGCCAAUCAGCUAUGGUAGCUAAAUGACGAAGUUAUACAGAAUAUGAUACGGGAAACAAUGUAUUAUAGGAAAUUAGCAUUCGCAGCUAGGACCAACCACAAGGGGGUCGAGAUACCAGCCAAUUCAGCGAGAAAGUUAGACUCGU